AUGCCAGAACCUACAAAGAAACCAGCUUCAGCAUUCAUCAAGAAACCAAAGACAAAAGAUGUUUCAGCAGGAAGCACGGCUAUUUUUGAAGCAGAAACGGAGAAGAUGGGGAUCAAGGUGAAAUGGCAGCAAAAUGGUGUAGACCUUGCCACAAGUGAGAAGUAUAUUAUCAAAUCAGAGGGGAAUAAGCACACCUUGACCAUUAAUAAUGUUGGAAAAGAGGAUGAUGCCACUUAUGCUGUCAUUGCUGGAAGUUCCAAGGUCAAAUUUGAACUUAAAGUGACAGAACCAGAAAAAAUGGAAGCGGUUCCUCCUCCUGAUGUUUCUUCUGAUCAACCAACCUUUUCAGACAUACUUACUGUACCAAACACUGGACCUAUAAAUGCUGAAUCUAAAGAUGCUGAAGCUACAAGUGAUAACAAAGCCUCAGAAGUUCUUCCUACAGAAGCCCAGAAAGAAAUACCUGUCGACCCGAUUGGCAUUUUUGUGACUCGACCACAUGAUGGAGAAGUUACAGUUGGUGGGAACAUUACAUUCACUGCUGUAGUAGCAAGUGAAAGCUUGCUGAAGAAACCUACAGCCAAAUGGUUCAAGGGAAAGUGGAUGGACCUGGCAAGCAAAGUAGGGAAACACCUUCAGCUUCAUGAGAGUUAUGAUCGAAACAAUAAGGUUUAUGUCUUUGAAAUGAAUAUUAUUGAUGCAGAACCAAAUUAUGCAGGGGGGUAUCGAUGUGAGGUGGCUAUAAAGGACAAAUUUGACAGCUGCAACUUUACCCUGGUUGUCCAUGAGGCACCUGCCACAGCUGACCUGGACAUCCGAUCAGCAUUUCGGCGGACGAGCACAGCAGGAGGAGGAAAUCCUGUUCUUGUUCUGUUAUGCAGUGUGGAUGGUCAAGAUGAAGGCAGAGAGUUGGAUUUCACUUCCUUGCUGAGAAAGAGAGACAGUUUCUUGCGCUCGGUACAUCGAAAUGAAGGAAAAGUUGAAUCACAGCCAGAGGUUGAUGUCUGGGAAAUCCUUCGGAAGGCUCCGCCAUCCGAAUAUGAGAAAAUUGCAUUUCAAUAUGGCAUCACUGAUCUACGGGGAAUGUUGAAACGCCUCAAGCGCAUGAAGAAGGAGGAGAAGAAAAGCACAUCAUUUCUGAAGAGGUUGGAUCCAGCAUAUCAAGUUGACAAAGGACAGAAAAUCAAAUUAGCAGUGGAACUUGCUAACCCAGAUGAGGAAGUAAAAUGGCUCAAGAAUGGACAAGAGAUCCAAGUGAGUGGCAGCAAAUAUAUUUUUGAAUCUCUGGGAAAUAAAAGGAUCUUGACCAUAAACCACUGCUCAUUGGCUGAUGAUGCAGCAUAUCAAUGCGUGAUUGGGGAAGAGAAGACUUUCACAGAACUGUUUGUAAGAGAGCCUCCCAUCCUGAUUACUCAUUCUCUGGAAGACCAAGUGGUCACAGUUGGGGAAAGAGUGGAGUUUGAAGCUGAAGUGUCUGAAGAUGGGGCUACUGUGAAAUGGGAAAAAGAUGGUAUAGAGCUUACUCGAGAAGAGGCGUUCAAAUAUCGGUUCAAAAAGGAUGGUAAAAAGCACUACCUCAUCAUCAAUGAGUCCACCAAGGAAGAUAAUGGGCAUUACAAAGUCAAAACUAAUGGUGGGGAGUCUGUUGCAGAAUUGAUUGUACAAGAAAAGAAGCUAGAGGUGUACCAAAGUAUUGCAGAUCUGACCGUGAAGGCACGAGACCAGGCUGUGUUCAAGUGUGAGGUGUCCGAUGAGAAUGUGAAGGGUAUCUGGCUGAAAAAUGGGAAAGAGGUCAUCCCAAGCAAUCGGAUUAAAAUCUCUCAUAUUGGCAGAAUCCAUAAGCUAACCAUUGAUGAUGUUACCCCAGAAGAUGAAGCUGAUUAUUCUUUUGUGCCUCAAGGAUUUGCAUACAAUCUCUCAGCUCAUCUGCGUUUUUUGGAGAUUAAGAUUGACUUUGUGCCUAGACAAGAACCCCCCAAAAUUCAUCUGGACUUCAUGGGGCAAACUCCAGACACUAUUAUUGUGGUAGCUGGAAAUAAGCUGAGACUUGAUGUACCCAUCUCAGGGGACCCAGUCCCUGAAGUGAUUUGGCAGAAAAUGAACAAGCCAUUUUCUGAUUCGGAAGGUCGAGUCCAUGUGGAAACAUAUGAAGACCACUGUGUGUUUACUAUUGAAGGAGCUGAGAAGGAAGAUGAGGGGAUCUACAGAGUUGCAGUGAAAAAUCCAGCUGGAGAAGACACAGCUGAUAUCACUGUAAAAGUUAUUGAUAUACCUGAUCCACCAGAAGCUCCUAAAAUCACUGAUGUUGGUGAAGACAACUGCAUAGUACAGUGGCAGCCACCUAAGUAUGACGGAGGACAGCCAAUACUAGGAUACAUCUUAGAGAGGAAGAAAAAGAAGAGCUACAGGUGGAUGAGGUUGAACUUUGACCUUUUGAAGGAUCUGACUUAUGAAGCAAAGAGAAUGAUUGAAGGAGUUGUUUAUGAGAUGAGAAUUUAUGCCGUGAACUCAGUUGGCAUGUCUCGGCCUAGUCCUGCCUCACAGCCUUUCAUGCCAAUUGCUCCUCCAAGUGAGCCAACACACUUUACUGUAGAAGACAUUUCUGACACUUCUGUUGCCCUGAAGUGGAGACCCCCUGAAAGGAUUGGAGCAGGAGGAUUGGAUGGCUACAAUAUUGAAUACUGUAGAGAAGGAUCCACUGAAUGGAUUCCAGCUCUUCCUAGCCCCACUGAACGCACAUCUGUCUUACUUAAAGAUUUGGUUACAGGAGACAAAUUGUUUUUUCGCAUCACUGCUAUAAAUUUAGCAGGGACAAGUCAACCAGCAAUGAUUAAGGAACCAGUUACUGUUCAAGAGAUCUUGCAGCGCCCUAAAAUUAGGCUGCCACGCAAUCUCAGACAAACUUUAAUGAAGAAAGUUGGUGACACAAUCAACAUUGUAAUUCCUUUCCAGGGUAAACCUAGACCUAAAGUUAUCUGGAAAAAAGAUGGUCAGCUAAUAGACCCCGAGGAAGUGGGAAUACGAAACAGCAAUACAGAUACUAUUCUAUUUAUCCGAAAGGCAGAACGUCACCAUUCUGGGAAAUACGAAGUUGAGGUGCAAAUAGAAAACAUGAGUGACAAGGUCACCAUUACAAUGCAGAUUAUGGACAAGCCUGGUCCUCCUCUGAAUAUUAAGAUUGUGGACGUAUGGGGAUUCAAUGUUGCAUUGGAAUGGAUGCCUCCCCAGGAUGAUGGCAAUUCUCAAAUCACAGGAUAUGUGGUCCAGAAGGCAGACAAAAAAACAAUGGAAUGGUACACAGUUUUUGAUCACUAUCGGCGCACGAACUGUGUAGUAUCUGAGCUGAUCAUGGGAAACGAAUACUAUUUCAGGAUCUACAGUGAAAACCUAUGUGGGCUGAGUGAAAAUGCUGCAAUCACCAAAAACUCUGCCUACAUUAAAAAGACAGGAGCAAUUUACAAACCACCUAACUACAAAGAGCAUGACUUCUCUGAGGCGCCAAAAUUCACCCAUCCGCUUUCUGAUCGUUCUGUAGUCUCUGGGUACAAUGCAACACUCAGUUGUGCCAUCAGAGGAAGCCCAAAGCCCAAAAUCUUCUGGUUCAAAAACAAUGUGGACCUUUCCGGAGAUGCCAAGUACCGCAUGUUCAGUAAGCAUGGAGUGUUGACUUUGGAAAUCCGCAAGCCCAGCCCAUUUGAUGGAGGCGUUUAUACCUGCAAGGCGGUGAAUGACUGUGGUGAAGCAGAAAUAGAGUGUCGAUUGGAUGUUAGAGGUACUAAAGAGGACUUAAUAGAUCUAUUACUUCCUAAAAGAUAA
Messenger RNA from Thamnophis elegans (Western terrestrial garter snake), 3816 nucleotides. RefSeq names its product myosin binding protein C3 (gene MYBPC3). The record is from RefSeq and is a predicted model, not a curated record. Gene Ontology annotation, molecular function: protein binding. The coding region runs from base 1 to 3816 and encodes 1271 amino acids. Lineage: Eukaryota; Metazoa; Chordata; Lepidosauria; Squamata; Natricidae. The transcript is spliced from 32 exons.